Closterium sp. NIES-65 is the source of this 4146-nucleotide messenger RNA. The record is from the annotation of a GenBank genome assembly. Lineage: Eukaryota; Viridiplantae; Streptophyta; Zygnematophyceae; Desmidiales; Closteriaceae.
AUGCCGCCGAAAGGGUCACGCGCUAAGACCGCCGUCGAAGUGCCGCCGUCUGAAACCACUUUGGGUGGGCCUGAUGCUGCAUCCAAGCAAACGACAACCGGCAAGUCAGACAUUGAGAAGAAUCUGCCAUCUGAAGCUGAAGUCAUUGCGGGUAGCUCGGGAUUAUCCAUUGAGGAUAAGCUGAAGGCGUUGGCUACGGUCGUACCUGAUGACACCUUCAUUGAGGACGACUCUGACGAAGAGCUGGAAAUUGAUCAUGAGAAAGGAUCGGCAUCGCAUCUUCGGUCCACGGCGAUACUGCUCUUCCCGGUCAUUCCGGAGGAGUGGCUCUGCACCCAGGCCAGCUGUGGGAAAGCGCACGGCAAAUCUUUCAUGACUGCUGCAGACCACAUCACUUUUGCAAGUCAUCUGCUGGGGUUAGAGAAGCUGGGUGCUGCCACUCGUCUCUCCCUCGAGAAGCUGAACCUGAACACCAUCCGCAAGGAACAAGGUUUAUCACUUCAUAACAUUUUGAUUCACCCGUCAGGCCGACUGAUCAAAGCAGACGUGCAGCUUGACGCCUUUCACAUCACCUUAGUAGCAGUGUAUUUCCCGGCGGACGUGACGGACAGGAAGUCCUUCAUCCGUCGGGUCCUGGGCCCAGUGGUUGACGGUGUACCGCCUGGCGCUCACCUGCUUGUCCUCGGGGAUCUGAAUCUGGUGGAGGAUCCGCUGCUGGACAGGACUUCCAGGAAGGGGACGACCAAGGAGAAUGAUGAGUUGUACCAGCGCUGCAGUGCCGUCCGUUUAUCGGAUGCCUUUCGCGUUCUGCAUCCCUUCAAGCGGGAGUUCACUUUCUACUCACACGCCUGCCAGACCAGCUCGCGCAUAGACCGCGCGCUCAUCUCGCAAUCUCUGCUAUUGCAUGUUGAGUUCGCCUCCCACAUCAUGCCUGCCGACCCAAUCUCGGAUCACAGCUUCGCGAUUAAGGUGGCCUUCAGGAUGAGCACACAAGUGCAGACGGGACCGGGCCUCUGGAGGCUUCCUGCAUACAUGGUGGGGAGACCGGGUGUCAGAAAGGUGAUUGAGCGGGUGUCGAAUCAGAUGGAGGAAUCGGGUGGCAAUUACGAGUUGCUAAUCGCGAGACUGAACGCGGGGCUCAAGGCUUACGCCAGAGAGGAGAGUAAGAGGGUUCGCGCCACGUUGUCCUUUCUUCAUCAGGCGGUUGCUGAUCUGAAACAAGCGUGGCUGGGGGACCCGAGUUGCGUCCGGCUCAAGGACCUGCUGAGUGAAAGGGAGCUCCAACUGAGAAGCUAUCAGCAGUCGCGGCAGGAGAGACUGCACGUGAUGGCCGGUAUGAAGGAGGUGACGUUGGGGGAAGUCGCAUCACCUUUUUUAUCUGCGAAGAUUAAGGGCCGGAAGGCACGCACGCAAAUCACGGAGUUAAACGUGGGAGGCACAAUGGUUAGUGACAACAAAAGCAUUUUGGAUGCAGCCUCGCAGUACUACCGGCAGCUGUUUGGAGCAGACAGACAGACGGUCUUAUCUGAGUGGGAACCCUCGGCGGACAGAAGGAUGUCGUCAGCAGUGGCGGAGUCGCUGACAGCUGAGUGGUCGGAAGAGGAGGUUAAGCGCGCGUUUCAGUCGAUGACGAAAAAUAAGGCUCCUGGUCGGGACGGCUUGCCAAAGGAGCUCUUUGAAGCGCACUGGGACAUCUUGGGCAAACACUUCAUGUUGCUGGUGAAAAGCUUCUCGGACACGGCGUCCCUUCCAACCUCCACGAAAGACGCGGUGACCAUCCUGCUGCACAAGAAAGGGGGCAGAGAUCAGCUGGAGAACUACCGUCCAAUCACAUUGCUCAGUUUCACCUACAAAGUGAUAGCGCGUGUGGUAGCAGACAGGAUGAAGAAAGCGCUCUCGGAGGUCGUCUCACCGGAGCAGUUUGGCUUCUUACCCGGGAGGAGGUUGUCGGAUGCUGUGGGGCUGGUGGCGGAUAUUAUUGAAGCAGCCAAAAACAAGGACAAAGAUUGGUACCUCCUGCUCGUUGACUUCAGGAAGGCCUUCGACUCUGUGUCGCGGGGAUUCCUGUUUACGGUGCUGGAGAAGAUGGGUUUUCCUCCCCGAUUUGUCGGAUGGAUUCGGGGCCUGCAUGAGAACACACGGACAAGUCUGUUGGUUAAUGGUUGGAUUGGUGAAGCGGUCGAUGUGGUCUCGGGGGUGCGCCAGGGCUGCCCCCUUGCACCUUACCUGUUUUUGUGCGCGGUGGAGCCGCUAGCGCAAGAAGCGGUGAACCGGAGGAUAGGCGUUUCCGAGGGUGAUCAGCGGCUGGCGUACCUUGGGUACGCCAACGAUACAACUCUUAUCCUGGAGGGGGAGGUGCAGAUUGCAGAGGCAGAGAAGCUGUUAGAAGAGUUUGCAGGGGAGUCAGGUCUCGCCACUAACAAGGAGAAGUCAGUUGUCUUACCUCUGGGGUCGAAUCUGGGCAGGCAGCCCUGGAAGACCGAUGGUUUCAAAUGGGCGAAAGCCGAUGAGGCAGAAAGGCUGCUGGGGGUGUGGGUGACUCCUGCUGGAAGCUGCAAUCCUACAUGGGAGAAGGCUUUCGCACAGAUUAAGCGGAAAUUGUCGCAGUGGGAGGCGCAGCACCUUACAACUGGCGCGCGUGCUGCGGUGAUCAACUGCUACGUCUCACCGAUAAUCUUCUUUCAGGCUCAGGUGUACCCGCCGCCGAUGGAUAUCUGGGGGAGGAUACUGAAACUGACGCACAAUUUCAUGUCGGGAAACCGGGCCUCUACCGACAAGGAAUUCAUACUGUGGAGCAGAGAGCUGCUGUACAUGGCCAGGGAAGAGGGGGGCGUCGGUGUGAAGGACCCUGAAAUUGCACUUACCUGCUUAAUUGCCAGGAAGAUCGGGCUGCUGCUCACCGAGACAAACGCGCUGAAACGCGACAUCAUGCUCCAAGCUGCGGACCUGCCGCUGGGAACGGACACUUUCGUCGCCCACGUGAAGCUGCUCAAAUGCUGGCGCGGGAAAAGCGAGCGGUGGAAGCUUGCGUGCGCUAACUUCAUGCAGUCGCCGCUCGCCAGCACGUCGCUUGAAUUAUCACGGGAGGAAGCUGCGAAGGAACGGAUCGUUUUCAACCGCCAUAUCCUGAUGAAUGGCAUGACUCCAGUGGGCAGCCAGAAAGCCGCAGGAAAAUUGUGGGAGGUGCGUCUGGGUAACCUGCUGGUCGCGGGUGAGGACGGGGGCUGGUGUGUGAAGGAUGUCAAAACCCUAGCGAGGGAGCUCGGUGGCUCGAAGCAGGCAAAGCUUGCUCUACGGGCGUGGGAGGCUGCACCGCAGAGCUGGAAACUGCUUCUCCUCUCAGCCGAGCAAUCCUGUGCACCCACCACCCAGCUCCGCACUCCGCUACAGCGCACAGCGGCUUUCAGUGGUGGGGGGAUACCAUCGCUGAAGGAGUUGAAGGGGAACUGGCAACAGUCGAAACAUCAAUCGGCCAAACGGGAGCUCUGGGCGGGCAGAUGGGCAGGAGCCAUUGCCUGGAAAAGGGUUGUGAAAAUUCGGGACUCGCCGGUGACGCCGAACCGACCGCGGGAUGUGCUGCUGAGAAUUCACAGUCUCAACCUUCAGGUGGGCGAACGGCUUUCCUUCCUGAGUGGAAAGCCGGUCUGCCCGCAUUGCGGGGAGUUUGAAACUCUGGAACAUUGCCUCUACACCUGUCCAAGGAUCCAGACGGUUGUGGGGGCAGUUCGGAAGGCUCUGCGCAUGCUGAAUCCGACGAGGCAUGUUGACAGCUUGGGUGACCUACUGUUUGGCAACACCGCUUCCACCUCAGCUUUUCCGGAAGCAUCUCUCUCGGCAAUCGCAAUACACCAGAUUUGGGCAGAACGGUGUGAUUGCGUGUUUCGAGGCAAGAGGUUUCGGGCCAGGCGGGUGCUGAGGAGGAUUGAAGCAGCUUUCAGGCUCCAUGUGCGGGUGUACACUCGGGCAACAGGGAUAAAGCUGAACAUGAAGGGUGACUUGAGGCAGGGCGGGAAGACAUACGCGCUGGCAGAACAGGAGGGUCGGCUCCUUGGACGUGUCCGGUCUCUGAAUGGCAAGGGCUGGAAAUGGUCCCAUCGCUUUGGCGCGCUGUGGAAUCUUGCGCGAGGGGCACUGCAUCCCCCUUAG